Argentina anserina (silverweed cinquefoil) is the source of this 1641-nucleotide messenger RNA. Its product is annotated as probable serine/threonine-protein kinase PBL19. Lineage: Eukaryota; Viridiplantae; Streptophyta; Magnoliopsida; Rosales; Rosaceae. Gene Ontology annotation, molecular function: ATP binding; protein kinase activity. Gene Ontology annotation, biological process: protein phosphorylation. The coding region runs from base 220 to 1500 and encodes 426 amino acids. The record is from RefSeq and is a predicted model, not a curated record. The transcript is spliced from 5 exons.
AAUUCAAAAGAGCCUACACCAGAUUGCCCACACCAGGUUGCCUAACCAUUUAAGCAAAGAGAGAAAGAGAAGCCAAGCAAGCAAAGACAUCCUUAGUCUCUCCAAUCCCUACCCCUUUGAAAACUCAAGUGUUUCCAAGAGACUUUCACAAGUUGUUCAAUGCAGCAGAGAAAGAUCACACUUAAUCUCAGCUAGGCAGUUUGCUAAGGAUUCAUUACAAUGAAGUGUUUCUACUAUUUUAAGGAAAAAUCUAGGACCAGAGAACAAAGAUCAGCUCCUGAGCUAAAAGACCAAAGCGGCUCUGAUUGUUCGGGAGCUAGUAGGGCGAUUAAGUCUUCCUGCUCGGCAAAUUCACCGCGCGGUAUACCGGAAUUGUAUGAAGAAAAGGCUCAUAAUUUAAGGGUGUUUACUUUCGAAGAGCUGAGGCAAGCAACAAAGGAUUUCAAUAGGUUACUUAAAAUUGGAGAAGGUGGAUUUGGAAAUGUCUACAAGGGUUCAGUUAAGCCUGCUGAGUCCAAGGGCGAUCCAGUUGUAGUCGCCAUUAAAAAGCUCAACAACGAUGGCAUACAGGGUCAUAAACAAUGGGUGGCAGAGGUUCAGUUUCUAAGUGUUGUGGAGCACCCCAAUCUUGUCAAACUAAUAGGCUAUUGUGCUGUGGAUGGAGAAAGAGGAAUUCAAAGACUACUCGUCUACGAAUACAUGCAAAACAGAAGUUUAGAAGAUCAUAUAUUUAACAGGGCCCACCCAAGUAUUCCUUGGGAGACAAGACUACAGAUAAUACUAGGAGCAGCUCAAGGAUUAACUUAUCUUCAUGAAGGAUUGGAAGUUCAGGUAAUAUAUCGAGACUUCAAAUGUGCAAAUGUGUUGCUGGAUGAGAAUUUCGAACCGAAGCUUUCAGACUUUGGGCUAGCAAGGGAGGGGCCAAUGGUUGGGCAUACUCAUGUGUCAACUGCAGUAGUGGGAACAUAUGGAUAUGCUGCUCCGGAUUACAUUGAGACCGGUCAUCUGACAACUAAGAGUGAUGUCUGGAGCUUCGGUGUCGUGUUGUUUGAAAUUCUUACAGGCAGGCGAUCGUUGGAGAGAAACCGGCCAAGAACAGAACAAAAACUUUUAGAAUGGGUGAAACAGUUUCCUCCUGAUAGCAAAAGGUUUGGCUUGAUGAUGGAUCCUCGACUUGAUAGUAGUUAUUCUAGUAGUGCAGCAAGAAAAAUUGCCAAGUUGGCUGAUAGUUGUCUAUCAAAGAGUCCAAAAGACCGGCCAACAAUGAGUCAGGUAGUAGAAACAUUGAAGCAGAUUAUUAAAGACUCAGAAGAAGCAAACCAAACAGACAGAAGUCCUGAAUCUUCUGAAGAUGUCCAAGUUGAAUCGGAGACAAUGAAGAAACAAUUAGGGGCCUCAGAAUCGUGGAAAAGAAGAAUGAAUCACCUGGCAAAACUAGGAGAGCAUGUGGAGAGUGCUGGUAGAAGAAGAUUCAUGAUUAUGCAGAGGGCAAAGGUUUAGGGUUUAGGGUACCUGACACUAAAUCAUUUACCACACCUGUACUUUGCUGAAUGGUAGUCUAAUGGCUUAUUUUUUAGACUAAUGGUAGGAGCAUGUACGGCAGACAUGUUUGAAAAGCAUCAGAUAAUUAUUCUUAUUCUU